AUGCAACGAUUCAGCAACUCAGUGAUAGGUUUCUUGAACUUCUUCACACUCUUAGCAUCAAUACCAAUAAUAGGAGCAGGACUAUGGAUUUCAAGAAGCACAACAACGUCUAUUAUAGGGUUGACUAUAUUUGGAUUUGCUGUGACUAGUCAAGGUGGAGGUGUUGAAGUUCCUAGUAGGGUUUAUAUGGAAUAUCAUCUCGAGAAGUAUUCAAUAUGGUUGAGGAAUAAGAUUAAGGAUCCUCAUUAUUGGAGUACUAUGAGGAGUUGUAUUAUGGGGUCUAAUACUUGUUCUAAACUUGCUUCUUGGACAUCUCUCGAUGUUAUGGAGAAAGAUAUGUCCCCAAUUCAGUCUGGAUGUUGUAAACCACCAACAUCAUGCAACACCAACAUGGAAGACAAUGAUUGUUAUCGUUGGAACAAUGCAGCAAACAUACUAUGUUACAAUUGUGACUCAUGCAAAGCUGGUGUACUUGAGAAUAUUAGAAGAGAUUGGCACAAAAUCUCAGUUCUUAGUGUUGUUGUUCUUGUUUUUCUUAUAGGAAUAUAUUCUAUUGGAUGUUGUGCUUUUAGAAAUGCAAGAAGAGCUCAAACUGAUUAUCCGCAUGGUGAAAAUCGUAUGUCUAAAGUUAGACCUAGAUGGGAUUAUCAUUGCUGGAGAUGGUUUCAUGAGAAGAAGGAGCAGCUUUUUUAG
This is a messenger RNA of Vicia faba (fava bean), 693 nucleotides long. The record is from the annotation of a GenBank genome assembly. NCBI's taxonomy places the organism in Eukaryota, Viridiplantae, Streptophyta, Magnoliopsida, Fabales, Fabaceae.